GAGAGAACCAAGCCAAAGCCCAGCACUCUUCUCUGCCCAUUCCCCUCCGCACACAUGGAUACAUGACCGGGUGACUUUGGAUUACAGUCCUAUGUCCCGUGUGUGCACAGCUCUCAGACAGAGGCGCCCGCACGUUCUAUACUAUGGCCAGGUGGAUGCUACCCGGGGAUUGCUGGACGGUGGCCAUACUACUGGUGCUGGCGCAGCGAUUCCACACAGCCGCGGCAGGCCAGCCAGUUAACAUUUUAGAAGCUCUGGAACUCAGCGAAUCCAUUGAAGGAGUCACGUUAGCAGCUGGACUAUGUACGCACCGGCAAGGAAUUGAAGAGACGGAUAUUGCCUUCCGUUUGGAGAACAGGACUCAUUUUAGUGCCCCAACCAAGCAGUUAUUUCCAGAUGACACGUUCCCGGAGGACUUCUCCAUCCUCAUCACUCUGAAAGUCAGGAAGGGAGCGCAGUUCUUCCUCUUAUCCAUUUACAAUGAAAAGGGUGUGCAGCAGCUGGGUGUGGAGAUUGGCCGAUCCCCAGUCUUUGUGUACGAAGAUCAAUAUGGAAACCCAACACCGGAGAACUACCCCUUCUUCAAGAAGAUCAACUUGGCCGAUGGCAAGUGGCACCGCAUCGCGCUGAGCGUGGAAGGAAAAAACGUGACCAUGUACGUGGACUGUGAGAAGAAGCAGACCCACUUCCUGGACCGCGGGGACUACGCCGCCAUCAGCACAGAAGGGGUCACCUUGUUUGGGACGAGACUCCUGGACGAGGAGGUCUUCGAGACGGUGGAAGCUGCCGACAUUUGGGUGUUUUCUGAUGAUCUGUGA
Messenger RNA from Nanorana parkeri, 818 nucleotides. RefSeq names its product collagen alpha-1(XI) chain-like. Bases 144 to 818 code for a protein of 224 amino acids. Lineage: Eukaryota; Metazoa; Chordata; Amphibia; Anura; Dicroglossidae. The record is from RefSeq and is a predicted model, not a curated record. The transcript is spliced from 5 exons.